Molecule: messenger RNA, 1095 nt
Organism: Colletotrichum higginsianum IMI 349063
Lineage: Eukaryota; Fungi; Ascomycota; Sordariomycetes; Glomerellales; Glomerellaceae
Product: Duf323 domain-containing protein
Exons: 2
Coding region: 1-1095 (364 amino acids)
Source: RefSeq, a predicted model, not a curated record
AUGGCAGCCCGGUCAAACAUGGUCGUUCCCGAGCACGGCGGCGUACUUGACAUUGGAGGCGGCCAAAUGUCGUCAAACAUACUCGAAAACCUGCGCCGCGUCUUCGUCGUGGCCAAGAACCCCGUCGUCGGCGGUGAGUUGCCCACCAUGCCCGACGAGCUUCUGUACGACGACAAGGGCCUGGCUAUCUGGGCCGACAUCAUCUUCACGCCCCAGUUCUACCAGACGCGCGACGAGAUCGCCUUGUUCGAGAGGAACAGCGGGGAGAUGGCGGAGCACUACAUCCCCGACAACGCCACGCUGAUCGAUCUGGGCGCAGGAGACAUGCGCAAGGUCAACUAUCUGCUCGAGGAGCUGGCGCACCGCGGCCGCAAGGCGACCUACCUCGCUCUUGACAUCUCGAAGCAUUCGCUGACCUCCAACCUCGAGGACCUUGCCCCCGGCCACGUCGGCGGCAGCGUCCACAUGGCGGGCCUCUGGGGCGACUUCCAGGCCGGCCUCGCCUUUGCCGAGACCAUCACGGCCGCCCCCCGCGUCUUCCUCUCCCUCGGCUCCGUCCUCUUCAACGACCCCUGGAAGAAGGCGGUCGCCUCCCUCCGCGACUGGGCCGCCCUCAUGCGCCCGGGCGACCUCAUCCUCGCCGGCAUGGACGGCCACGACGUCACCUCGGACAAGGUCUGGGACGCCUACCACAGCCACCCGGCCCUGUUCGAGAGCUUCUUCUACAACGGCUUCGCGCACGCCAACGCCCUUUUGGGGGAGCCCAUCUUCCGGCCCCGGGACUGGGACAUCUGCGCCGAGAUCGAGGAGGACGAGAAGCGCCACCGCUUCUUCGUCAAGGCCAAGCGGGACGUCGUGUCGGAGACGCAGGGCACGACGUUGAGGGCGGGUCUCGAGAUUGACUGGUUCGACGCCCACAAGCGGUCCGAGAGGGACGUCCGCAAGAUGUGUGCCGAGGCGGGUCUCGAGGUCGUCAAGUCGUGGGCCAUUGACGGCUCCGACAUGCGGCAGUAUCUCAUCCGCAACAACCCCGACGCCGGAACCGAGAGCUCGUCUGACGAGAAGGAUAGUGCCAUCUCUGUCAGCGGGGAGUAA